GUUGACCGUUGAAAUGUCACAUUGACGACCAAACAACAAGAACAAUAAUUCUACUUUGACUCAUUCUUUCUUUCCACUACCACCUCUCUCUCACUAGAAUCCCACUCUCGAUUGCUAUGGGUCAAUACUGGAAACUCGUCAACAUUGACAGACGCCAGGAGCUCCGUGGCUGGGGCAAACUGGGUGAAGUCUUUUUCCGCAGAUUCGACGAUGUCAUAGAACUUUUGGCCGGUCCCUGGGCAGGUUGCCGCAUCAUGUGCAUUGGAGACAACAUGGGAAAAUGUCCACCGGACGUGCUCAUCUCUGAGGAAGCCACCGAGAUCAAGAACCUUCCUGGCCGCUCAUACUACUCGGACGAAGACGAAGACUCGUCUGAUGCGGACGAUCCAAGCAAGACUUUAUACAGGCUCUCGGACUGGCGCUACAAAGAGAUAGAAUCCACAGAAUAUGUCAACCUAAGAGGCAUGGUCUUGAGGAAUUUGACGAAGCACGUCUAUGUUCGCCGGGAUGUAGUGAUCGAAGAGCUGAAGAGAAGCGGUAGAGGUGGCGAUAUUGGGAACAUCUUACUGACGGACAUUUGUUGGUCUGAAGAUUCGUCGUGUGCAAUGAUGCUAGAUCUGUCGAGAGGCGGUUGGGCAGGAGUUGUGCCGCUGAGUUCGGUGGAGGACGAAGAGGAAGAAUGGGAGGAUGUGACGGGAGAUCAAGUCAAGUUGACUAGGUUUGCUCUCAGGAGAUAAUUAUAGAUCCGAAUAAGGUUGCAGGUCGAGUUGUAAUCUACAUACUCAUAAACAGCUGCAAGGUCUCGUAAAAUGCUUCAUGGAAGACACGCAGAUAGAACAAGAGGACAAAUGAAGAGUAGCUAGGUAGUAGCCUCUGGCAGAUCACACAUACCUGAUGUCUGCGUCAAGGUCAGGGAUUGAUAAAUUGAGACCUUCCUUUC
Messenger RNA from Desarmillaria tabescens, 940 nucleotides. RefSeq lists its product as uncharacterized. The transcript has a single exon. Bases 117 to 737 code for a protein of 206 amino acids. Lineage: Eukaryota; Fungi; Basidiomycota; Agaricomycetes; Agaricales; Physalacriaceae. The record is from RefSeq and is a predicted model, not a curated record.